AGUAUUCAUCCUUGCUCCCAAGGAACGGACGUACGCUCUAGCUCACUCGCUUUGGAACCGACUUACGAAACAAGUUUUACAAAUAUAUUCCCUUACAGAGUUGCGUUAUAAUAAAUUACCACAAUGUACUCAAGUGAACUAUACAAAAUACCGUAUUUCAGACUUAUUUUGAAAUGUUAAAUGACUAUAUAGAGUGCAUUUUGUGAAUUAAUAUCACUUGACGUAGGUGUUACAGAAACCUUAGUGUAUUGUUCUUGUCGAAGAAAUAAGACAAAUACCGUUGGUGACGCUGUUUGAAUUUUACGUUCUUUUACAAUUGCUUAUAAGAGCGCAUCGAGGCGUGUGUAAAAAAGAGACAAGAUGAGGUCCUAUCGGGCGAGAGCGACAGGUGUGGUGGCUUUGGCGGUUUUGUUAGCAACUAUAACAGGAUGUUCGUCGCAGACUCUCAGAAUAUUCCCAAUGCAAAAGCAGCAGACUGUAGCUGUUGGCAAGUCGGUAGUGCUGACAUGCCAGGCAGACGCUCCAGAUCCCGCACUUGUUACGCAACCACAGUGGAGAGACCCUAAAGGAUUGAUUAUAAACGAGGCUGCAGCUGGGACACGACCUGAAAUUUAUACGGAACCAAUGCCGGCAAAACAGCUUCAAUUGCUGUACAUAUCCUCCAUAACUACUGCAAUGGCGGGCAAUUACACCUGCGAAGCUGCAUACACCAAUAUGCCUCUCAGCGCGAGCGUUGUUUUGGACACUUUCGUCGCAAUCACAUGGAAUAAUGCUAAUGAGAACCAAUAUGCGACCAAGGGUAAGGAUUUUAAAGUCAUGUGCGAAGUCACUGCUGAACCAGCUCCAUCUGUAGAUUGGUUUAAAGAAGGCACUCCUAUUAUGACUGGCGAUCGAUAUGUCAUUCAUGCAAAUGGGUUGUUGAUUAAAAGUGUUGAAGAAAGCGACGAUGGCACAUAUACUUGUCGCGCUGUUGUCAUUCAAACUGGUGAAUUAGCAGAGAGAAAUAUUAAACUUGAGGUGUACACAGCUCCUGAAAUGGAAGAAAGAGAACAUAGAGUUGAAAUUAAAGAAGGUGAAUCUGCUGCGAUUACUUGCAAAGCGAGAGGGAAACCACCACCGACUUAUUCCUGGAUUAAAGCUUCCACUCGUGAGAAUUUGGCAACAACCUCCCGUUUCAGCGUGAACGAAAAUACUGGAUUGUUAACUUUCGAUAGGGUAGAAGCUGGUGAUUAUGGCAAAUAUAUCUGUAGUGCUGUGAACCAAGCUGGUCACAAUGAAACAGAAAUCGAGGUAGAAGUGCUCGUUAAACCGAAAAUAUUCGAGUUACUCAAUACAACUGCAGCAGAGAAUACUGAGGGAAGAUUGGAGUGUAAGGCGUCAGGACGCCCGGCUCCUCGUAUAAGUUUUAGGAAACUUAGCAAUAAUGAUAGAUUUUUGAAUGGACCUAAUGAUGAUGGAAGGAUAACCAUCGAAACCAGCAGUCGUCAGACAGGCGAUCAAAUGCAAUCAACUGCUUUAAUGUCAAUUUCGCGGCUCAACAGAACCGAUGAUGGACUUUAUGAAUGCGUUGCUGAAAACGAAGGCGGAGAAGCAAGGAAAAAUGGCCAUCUCACAGUUCAAUUCAGACCAUCAUUGGCCCAUAUGUCAAACGUACCUAUUUGGAGUUGGAAUGCACAACCCGUUAAUAUAAGUUGUAUUGCAGAAAGUAUACCCAAUGCCACUAUUAAAUGGAAAUUCCACGAUUAUGAUCUUGUUGAAUCGCCUCACGUCAAGAUUUACGGUUCAGGGCCUAUCAGUUAUGUGACUAUAACACCAAUCGACCGAAGUCUAUAUGGCGUAUAUAAAUGUAUUGCCACAAAUACUCUAGGUGAAGCAGAACAUCCUAUACAUUUCAGAGAAGCAUUUGCACCCGGAAUCGUCACACAGGCAAGACAAGAAACAAUAACCGCGACAUCGGUUUCAUUCAAUAUCGUGGGCCCGGCCGAAGAAAUGGGACCGCCAAUAUCGGCUUACACAACCCAAUACAAAGAAAACGGAAAUUUCGAUUGGAAUUACGCGAUGAAUCGAACGUGGUCCGUCAAUUCACCGUAUAUCGUUGAGAAUUUGAAACCUAUGUUUACAUACGACUUUAGAUUCGCGGCCGUUAACCAAGUCGGUGUAGGCCAAUGGGGUUCUCCGAUUACAGUUAUCAUGCCCAGAAGAUCACCACCGGAACAACCAAAGUGGAGAGAGGCAAUAAGUUCGGAAUCAUUAAUCCAUGGUAAAUACGCUGACAAAUAUGAAUUGCAAUGGCGAGUGCCUGCCCAUAACGGAGAGCCGAUUGAUAUGUAUGAGAUCAGUUAUUGCCCAGUUCUUAAAGUGAGCGGCGAAUGGCGUGUAUCGGACGAGUCGAACUGCGUUACGGAGGAACUGAAGUCGUAUGACGCAAUAAGUUAUGAGAUCCGCAACCUUCAUCCGGACACUCGUUACAGGAUGCACGUCCGCGCUCACAACGUCCUGGGUUACUCGGUUCCAGCUCAACUUUACGUUCAAACCGCGCUCGGUGUGGAACGUUCUGGAUUUGCGCCGCCUAAACUACUUUCAAGUGGAGCUAUAAUAGGAGUGGCUUUGGCUGGCGUUUUAAUUUGCCUCAUCAUAGUGGAUCUUCUACUGCUUUGCUUCCGAAGACAGGGCGUUAUUGCAACAAUAUGUGGCAAACGAGUUAAGAAACACUCGGAUGACGAAGCGAAGCUGGGAAGUCUGUACGGUUGGCGCUUCCCGCUCCCUUAUUGCAGCACGAAGCCGCGUUCGCCGCCUUCCCCCGCGCCACUGCCGCCGCCCGUCAAGCUCGUGUCGACACCUACAGAUGAAAAGGAACCUCUUAAAGAGACUGGAGAAGACGCCAUCAAAAGAAACUCAUCGGUAGAAUUCGAUGGACGUAGAGUAUACGCCACCAGUGGAACAAUUAUUGGCAAAAACUCCGCAGUUUAAAGAAGUUUCUCGAAUCACUUUUGAAAAUUUUACUUAAUAAGACAGAAUAAUAUUUUUGUUCUUGAAUGCGAAGAUAAUACGAGUAUGUGCUUGUGUAUUUGUGAUAUGCGAUCAGUAUUCGUAAACGCCAAAAGACGAAAAUAUAUCCUUAUAUAAUUAAGUGCGUAUCGGCUUAUCGCGUCUUGCUAUUAUUAAAAUUAUUGAAUAAAUUGUGAAAAGUGAAAUACUGCAAUUGAUAUACAAAACAUUACUAAAAAGAAUCACCGGAAAAUAAAUUAAAUACUAUAUCGAUAUUCUUAAAAAUCUAUUUCGAAAAGUUAUGAAUCGUGGUUCCAGGAGAUUUGAGGUUCUGUCAUGAGGGUAUAGAAUAGAUUGUAUAUAUCAUUUAUAGCAUAGUCACAAAUAUGUAGAAGUUUUAAGUCACACCAGUCAUUUCCUCUCUGUAGUCUUUUAGCUACGACACUUAAAUCUGAUAUUGAUUAGUUUACUUUAAGGUAUUUUAAGUUUAUUUUUUACAUUCAUAUAAUAUUUUUUGAAUAAAAAUACUAUGCGAUACAGUUCUUUAUAGUUAAAAAGUUUUAGACGCUUAAUAUUAUAUAUUUUAAAGUGAACAAAUAUCUCUCGUAUAUAUUUGGUCUAUGAUAAUAAGUAUUACACACAUCAUAUGCACUAAUCAUUCAUAUAUAUAUAAACGAUGUAAAUAAUUUAUAAUAUUGUAAAUAGUUCAACGUAUUUUAGUUGGCAGAUAUGCAUUUGUUAGAUGCUUUAGAUAUAAAAAAAAAAUAUUUAACAAGAUCUCUUCAAUUUUCUUAACGUUUUAUUUAGGGAUACAUGAUUUAAUGUAAGUCUAUUAUAUUCAAUGAAAACCUCCAAGAGAACAGCGGUUACUAUUAAGCUAGGUAAGUUUUGUGUUUAACAAAAUAAUAUCUGAACCAUCAAAAUGUAGUACCAUAGACAGUUUCAAAUAUCGUUAUGGUAACUCCAAUAUCAGUCGCUUUCAGCCUGCUAAAAUAGACGGCCGGAUUAUCGGGCUGAUAAAAUAUAAGAUUUGAUGUAUGCAUCAUCGACAGUUUUGUUACAGUGAAGUGUAGUGAAGUGAAGUAAGAUUCAAUACUAUAAGAUGGCUGGUUUUCUGUUAGUCUAUCUCUAUGUUUUGUACGUCUCAAUAUUAAAUUUUGUAUAUUGUAAGUUGUUUCGUGUUAAUGUGAAAUCAUGAAUGCACUUACUGUAUUAUUUAUGUAUCUUUCAUAAAACUAGAUUCGCUUUAAUGUCACAUUUUACUUUAAAUGUUCCUUCGGAAAUUUACUACUUAAUUAAUGUUUAUACAUUAACUUUUUUACACUGAGUCCAUCAGACCAUUGCGUUUUUUGGACACGAUAUAUAUUAUAUAUACCUAAAUCAAGCUUUAUAGUUAUAUUCUCGUAAUGUAUGCUUGAGAUUACAAAAAGAUUGUAAGGCGCAUUUUAUAAAAUAAAUGUCUUUUGAUAUAAAAUA
Danaus plexippus (monarch butterfly) is the source of this 4464-nucleotide messenger RNA. It is a transcript of the gene Fas2, whose product is annotated as fasciclin-2. Gene Ontology annotation, molecular function: protein binding. The coding region runs from base 361 to 2970 and encodes 869 amino acids. Gene Ontology annotation, cellular component: neuron projection; membrane. NCBI's taxonomy places the organism in Eukaryota, Metazoa, Arthropoda, Insecta, Lepidoptera, Nymphalidae. The record is from RefSeq and is a predicted model, not a curated record. Gene Ontology annotation, biological process: cell adhesion. The transcript has 16 exons.